Molecule: messenger RNA, 4668 nt
Organism: Plasmodium knowlesi strain H
Lineage: Eukaryota; Apicomplexa; Aconoidasida; Haemosporida; Plasmodiidae
Product: conserved Plasmodium protein, unknown function
Exons: 4
Coding region: 1-4668 (1555 amino acids)
Source: RefSeq, a predicted model, not a curated record
AUGAAUAUUUUAAAUAUAAAAAAAAAAAGAAAAAAAAAUUAUUCCUUCGAAGAAGAGAGUGAUAAAACGGAUGAUGAAGGAGAGCAGUUAAACGAGGGACUUGAACGUGGGGGAGCGGAAAAGGAAGAAUAUGCAAGUGGAAAGGAACCUAUCCAAUGCGACGGCAGCGGUGAUACAGCGGAGGCGGUAUCCGAUGUAGAUACCAACGUAGAGCCAGAGAGUGACUCAAAAAAUCUCACAGUACCUGAAGGGAUAUCAGAAAAGGCAAACAAUGAGGAAGGCGAUGAGGCAGGUGAUGUACCAAACGUGGACGCAGAAAAUGGAGACUAUGUCCCGCCGGGGGAGGAAGAACAGGAGCAGAAGCCCAGCGAUAAUAAAGAUGAAAAUGGGCUAAAAAAAAAAAAAAAAAAAUUGCGAAGGUUGAAAGAAUGCUCUGAUGGAAGUGACACUCAGGAGAAUACGAAAGAGGCGGAUAAGCAGAAACAGGCUCAUAAAAUUAAUAAAAAGAAUUUUAUCGUAAAAAGUGUCGCACACGAAAAGAGAAAGGAGGACGAUGAUGGAAAAUCUCCACCGGACGAUUCACACGAAACACCCUCGGGGAGGAUAGUAAAUCAGGAGGAGAAAAAAAAAAAACAAAAAAGGAUGAAAAAAAAGGCCAAGGGGGGCAGGAAGCAGAGCGAGAACAAUAAGACGAAUGAAGGUGACAACUCCGAUGCGAGCUACCGCGAUGGCGUCGAUGAAGAGGAGGAUGAUGAUGACGACUACGAGGGAUACCAUCCCGAUGACCACUCGGACAGUGAACCGGACGAGGAAAACGAGUUCUCACAAGGAGAGAGUGACGAAGAGGAAAAGAAGAAAAAGUCUCGAAGAAAGAAAAAGGCAGGAGGGGGUACCCAAAAGAAAAGCGAACAAAGGGAGAACGAAUCCAAGGCCGAUAAAGAUGGAGACAACGCGGAACAAGUGAAGGAAAGAAGAAGGAAAACGAAAAACUCCAAACUCAUGGAGGAUAUCAACCCAGAUGAGGACAAGCUUAAAUUAAAAUUAAUUUGCAUGUCUUUCCAUAGAAAGGAAUACGACAUGGAGGAGUUUAUAUACGAAAGUUUAAAGGUAAUUAUUCCACAAUACAAAAGGGAGGUAUUCCUCAACCAACAGAACAUUAUCAUUGACCGUACAGGCAGGGAGGAUUUGAAGAACCUAGAGGUUUUCUGGUUCGAUAGAUUAACAAAGAACAGGAGUCGAAGCAUAAUUACCUGCUUCACCACGUUGGGCAAGAUGGGUCUUGGAGGAAAAGCAACGAACGCAGCGACAGACUUGUUCGAGAAUGUUAUGAACAUUCCCGAAAAUGUAGGGACCGCUCCGGAAAAUGGAGGCAUCGCCUCGGAAGAAAAGUCAGCUACCACUGUGAACCCCAUGAUGGAACAUAUAUUCACCAAGAAGAAAGACCAAAUAAUAGUGGACCACCUCGCUGCGUUGUGCACACAACAAGUGAAACUAGUGAAGGAGUACAUUUCCUACGUGAGAAAAAACAUAUUCGACCUAUCGUCUAUCUCAGAAAACAACGACAAAAUCAAAGAAUUGAACAUCCUAGAACCGAUAAAAAGGAGGGAAUUAUUCUUUUACCUUAAUUUAUGCAUCUCAAUGAAUUACAUUCAAGAACAGGCCCCAAACGUGUACGCUCUCCCAAGCGAUAUCUCCCCAGACAUAAGAGGUUUCAAUUUGCACCCCAUGUUUUCUCAUAUCAAUAAAAAAAAAAAUGAACAAAGAAAAGAAAAGGUUGGAAAUCCAUGGGAAAAAUUAAAAUUAUUAAAAAAAUCUCAAAAGACGGAUGCAGGAAAUAAAGGUAGCGAUGCCAAUAUGCGCAGAAAUGAAGCAGCUGCACAAAUGAGCACAAGAAAAAAUGAAAUAAAUCAAGAGGAACAAACAAAUGGAGAGGAAAAUGAUGAAAAAAAAAAAAAUAAUAAACAAAGAGAUGAUAACGAAAUAGUUAACAAGAAAACUCUAGAGGAUGAAGAAAAGAAAAAAAAAGCAUUAGAAGAAAUGAAAAAGAAAAAAAAAGAAAAAGAUGAAAAAAAAAUUUAUAACGUUUAUUCUCUACUUGAAUCAGCUGCUCAGUAUUUUGGCGAAGGACCAAAAUACUCCAACCCCAAUGUACAUGAAUUCUACAAGUCCAACAAUAAUCAGCUUGUUUACAUCAAACCACCAGGAAAUAUAGAGGAGAAGAACAUUUUGAUAAAUUACUUUCUACAAUUUCCAAGUAUCACCAAAAAGUUAGAAUACAAUAAAAGAAGAAUCUAUGCUGAGAAUUAUGGCCUUGUUAAGAUUAUUAAAAAUAGUGAAAAUCUACCGGUCAGUUUUUCUUUGAAUACACACCCCUGGCUGUUAGAGCCAUUCCAGGAGAUGUGGAAGGAGCAGAACAAAUUAAACAAUUUUAGCAUUUUCAAUAUGGAGAAUUUGUUGCGUGACGGUGAGGACGACUUGGUGAGCUUCGAGAGCAACCAGUUCUCCCUGACCAGGGGGGAGGUGCAAAAGGCGGGCGCGAUGAAGAUGGGCGCGAUGAAGAUGGGCGCGAUGAAGAUGGGCGCGGUGAAGACGGAUACGGUUAAGAUAGAAGUCGUGAAGACCGACGGGAAGAAGGGGGAUGAGGAGAAAACCAAUGUGGCCAAGACCGACGUGGCCAAGACCGACGCGGCCAAGACCGACGCGGUGAAGAUAAAGGCAGUAAAGGUGGAAGCUGCAAUGACAGAACCUGUAAAGACAGAAACUGCAAAUGUAGAACCUGUAAAGAUAGAAGCUAUAAAGAUAGAACCUGCAAAGGAAGAAAUUGCAAAAGGAGAAUGCAUGAAGGAGGGGAUUUUCAAAUGUGACGCUCCCCAUGGAGAGGAAUCGACCCCCCCCAUGGCCAACGAACCUGGCCAACAAAUUUCCCCACUGGCUACGGAAAUAAAAAUAUAUGACGACAAGAAGAAAAACGACUUCCUCACGAAAAAAAUAAAAAAGUUCUGCUCUAAUGAAGACUCUAAACAACUAAAACUGACGUCCUUCCUCAGUAGAGAAAAAGUCGUCAGAAAUGUAGACAUGGUUAAAAAGGGAGAGAGAGAAAAAACAGACAAGGAUAAGGCCACCACAGGAGAGCUAAAAAACAGAAGAGUAGGCGGAAACCAAAACGAGGAAGAACCAACUGAAGAAAUUCCUCCAGACAACAAAAAAGAAGACACAGAAUAUAUUAAAAUAAAAAUAAAAAAUAAGAGAGUACUAGACGACGAAGUGAUUAAUGACAUAUAUCACAGCGAGGGGGAUAAUGACAGGAAUAACGCGUCCCAUGUGGACCAAGGAAAUGCAAGAGAUCGUGAACGAAGUGAGUCCACUGAUCAUCAGGUGCAACACACCAACCAAGAAAAGGGUUUCAAGGCCAGUAAUGAUCCUGACUGGGUUAAGAACAAUGAUAGAGCUCAAAAUGAUCAUGGUGAACAGCCGGAAGGAAGUAUGGGAAUGAAAAAAAAACUAAAAAAGAAGCAGGUUCCUGAGGAAAGCGACAUCGGUUACGACGCUGAUGAUGGCAGCGACGACGAUGUCCACGAUGACCAUAGCGAAAUUGGAAGUGAAAAUACAAAGGAAGAUGAGGACAAGAACGAACAGGCAGAUAGAACAAAUAAAGAGCAGUAUGCGGCCUUUAAGGAACGAUUCGCAAAGGAAAAAAAAAGGCUACGGGACGACAAGAUGCACCACGUAUUCGAGUUAGAAGCAGAGGAAAGUGACGACGAAAAUAUUGAGGAUCCUGAAGAAAGGAAGAGGGCGCAGCUGCUAAAGAGGAAAAAGAACCAGGCGGAGGACUCCGACGAUGACGAACAGUACAACAGCGAGGGACUUAAAGAAUUCAUAAACAACGAAGAGUACAACAGCGACAACGAAGUUGUCAAACUCAAGCACAAGCAGGAAAUGGAACAACUGGAAGAAGACCUAUUCUUAAAAAAAUUCACCUACCAGGGGAAGGAAUUUAACAACGAACUUACAAACAGAGAAAAGCUUGAGUUAGAAAGAGAGCGACAGUUAUUACGAAGGAAGAAACUUCUAUUUGACAAAACCUUAGGACAUGUGAAGUUGAGUGACUUCGAAUCAGAUAGCAGCACAAGCAGUAACACGAGCUCGAAGAAGAGAAUUAAAAACACUAUGUAUGAACCGUUCACCGAACUUGAAAAUACGAAGGUGUCCAAAAGGAACCAUCACGCGGUUGGUGGAGCUUAUAAUGAAGGCGCCUUUAAAAAGGGAGAGUGCCCCGCAGACGUAGAGGAUGAACACAGAAGGAAGCAGAUUUUAGAAAAAAUGGACAACGUCAUGUACACGAAGGAAAUCAAGACGAACGAAGGGAAACGAAUUGUAAUUAAGAAAAAAAGGAAAAUUCGUUUCCAUCAAGACUUGUCCGAUGUGACAGUCACAGAGGAGGAGAGGAUCGACGCAUAUGAAAGAACCAAGAAGAAACCGAAAAAGAUAAAUGCCAACUUGGUUGAGCAACCAAAGUCUUCAGGUGUCACCAUUCCCAACAAGGGAAUUAAUCAUAAUAACAAGGCGUCCAUAAAAUGGAACGACAACAUAAAGGAUAUUAGCGAGCUGGACACCCCCACCAGUAGCGAAGUCUUUAAAGGGUUCCGGAAGGUCGAACAUGCGCAGUGA